AUGGACGAGACCAUGAACGCUCUCCCCCAAGACAUGGGCAACGCGCUUGCCGAGCUCAUGCGCCAACUCGAACAGCUGACGUUGGAAAAUCGUCAGGUACGAGCCGAAAUGCAACAGCUUCGCAAUUUGGCUUCUAACCCCCAUGGUCAUGCCGCACCAUCUCCUGCACCCACCACGUCGACUGGCGCGGAAGCGCUGCCGGAACAUCGAAGUGCACUCAAGCCGCAGAAGCCCGAGUCGUUCGACCCGAGCCAACGCGACGCGAACGUGCGGACGUGGCUCUUCAUGCUCAACAACUACUUCGCCGCGAGCGGGGUGCAAGAGGCGGACGCGCAGCAGCGGAUCGAGUACGCGGUGACGCUGCUGAGGGGCCCGACCUUGGAGUGGUGGCGCCAACUUACGCAGAGUGCUGCACGGAGGGCUCAGUUAGACGGGCAUCAACAGGGCGUGGGGCAUGCAGCUGCAACUUCAAGCUUAGGAACUGCUAGGAAGCGUCUGCGUCAUUUCCGACAGAUAGGAAACGUCCAGGAGUACACACGACGGUUCUUGAGCAUCUGCAACGAGAUAGACGACAUCACGGAAGCAGAGAUGCGCGAUCGCUACCUCGAAGGGUUGAAGCCGGACAUAGCGGAGGUCAUAGCGAUUCACGGGUUGUCCACCUUCGAGUCGGUAGUCGCAGCAGCAGAACGCGUCGACGCAUUAGUGAAGCGAGCAGCACGGAUCUUCGCGGUUUUCCUUGAGGAGGUGGAAGCAGAGGAGGGGAAAGGAGGGAGUGCAGCAGUUAGUGAGAAGGCGACUCUUCCUGCUGAGGUGAGUGCACUGUUAGCAGAGUUCGCAGACGUCUUCCCCGACGAGUUGCCCCCAGGGUUACCUCCCAGCCGAGCAGUAGACCAUCGAAUAGAGUUGGAGCCGGGAAGCAGGCCAGUAGCGAAGCCGCAGUGGAGGUUGAGUCCAGCAGAGACAGAGGAGAUGACGCAGCAGGUUAGGCACUUUCUCGCGCAGGGGUUCAUACAGCCAUCUAGAUCGCCUUGGGCCGCACCGAUCCUUUUCGCGCCUAAGAAAGACGGAGGGUUACGGAUGUGCAUAGACUACCGCGCACUGAACGCCACCACCGUCAAGAACAAAUUCCCAGUGCCGAGAGUAGAGGAUCUUCUCGAUGCAGUGCAGGGCGCUAGAGUCUUCUCCAAGAUCGAUCUUCGAUCAGGUUACCAUCAGAUCCGUGUAGUUCCAGAGGACCAGCACAAGACGGCGUUUCGUACGAAGCAGGGGUUGUACGAGUUUAGGGUUCUACCGUUCGGACUGACCAACGCCCCAGCGACGUUCCAGACGCUUAUGAACACCGUCCUCUCCGAGUUUCUAGGUUCGUUCGUUGUCGUCUACCUACACGAUAUCCUCAUCUUUUCCAAGUCGAAAGAGGAGCACGUGCAGCACUUGCAGAAGGUCUUUGAGGUCUUGCGGAGGGAGAAGCUGUACGCGAAGCAGUCAAAGUGCGAGUUCUUCCUCCCCGAGGUCGAGUUCCUAGGACACGUCGUAUCCGCUAGUGGCGUUAGGACCGACCCGAAGAAGAUCACAGCCGUACAGGAUUGGGUAGCACCGACCUCAGUCAAGGAGUUGCAGAGCUUUCUCGGAUUCGCGAACUAUUACCGUCAUUUUGUUCAGGGUUACGCUUCCAUCGCUAGUCCACUCACCGACCUACUUCGGAAAGGCGUAGAGUACGUUUGGGGUCCAGCGCAGCAGCAGGCGUUCGAGCAGAUGAAGCAGUCGCUCACGUCUUCACCGACACUGUCGUACCCUGAUCCCACUCGCCCGUACGUUGUAGUGACCGACGCUUCAGAUCAGGCCAUAGGAGCAGUACUUCUUCAGGACCAGGGACGCGGGUUGCAGCCGAUCGCGUACGAGUCGCGUAAGCUGAGGGGAGCGGAGUUGAACUAUCCCAUACACGACAAGGAGGCGCUCGCGAUCAUCCAUGCGUAUAAGGUGUGGAGGUGCUACCUAGAGGGGGCAGAUAGUGUUAUACGCACGGACCACUGUUCGCUUCGCUUUCUCAAGUCGCAGCCGCAGCUGAGUCGUCGCCAGGCUAGAUGGAUGGAGUUCAUGGAGGGGAGUUUCCACUACAGGAUAGAGUACAAGCCAGGCGUGCGCAACCCAGCAGAUCCGCUCACUCGCCCUAGUUGCCAGCUCGCUAGUCUCACAGUCACUGCAGGCCAUCCACUUCUCACAGCACUCUUCGAGCACGGUUACACAGUAGAUCCUGACUUCACACCGCAGGCGCCUGUAGGAGCAGAGGUAGUGUCUACAUACGGAAGGGCACAGCACGGAUUUGGGUUCCAGCCUACCGCCCUCUUCGACAGCUCCUUCUCUCAGAGGCACACGAUGUAG
Molecule: messenger RNA, 2379 nt
Organism: Closterium sp. Yama58-4
Lineage: Eukaryota; Viridiplantae; Streptophyta; Zygnematophyceae; Desmidiales; Closteriaceae
Source: the annotation of a GenBank genome assembly